AAUAUAUAAUUUAUGAUAAUUUUGUUUAAUAAAAAUAUAAACUUCAUUAGGAUUGAGCUGUUAUACUGUGAUAACUUGACUUUCCUAACACACUUGUUAAUAACUUGUUUUUUAUGCAGAAAAAAAAAAUGGCUUCAUCUUCUAUUGAUAAUACGAACUUAAGAUUAAAGCAAAGGUUUUGUAAUUGUGGAAGAAUAGCUUCCAUGCGUAUUGUACGAACCAAUGCGAAUGGAAAUAAAGGACGUGUCUAUUUUGUUUGCCCAAGAAAAUAUGAUUCGAACGACCACUGCAAUUACUUCAGGUGGUUCGCAGAUGAUGACGAGGACGACAUUACCUCAUCAAUCCGUGCCAAUGCUGACGACGACGACAUUACUUCAAGGCUUGGUGAGCAUGAUAGAAGGCUUCAAAGGAUUGAGAACAUCUUGAAGGCAGUGACUUAUGUCAUUGUAUUUUGUGUGUUUUUGUACUUUUUCUUGUAA
This is a messenger RNA of Camellia sinensis, 479 nucleotides long. NCBI's taxonomy places the organism in Eukaryota, Viridiplantae, Streptophyta, Magnoliopsida, Ericales, Theaceae. The record is from RefSeq and is a predicted model, not a curated record.